AUGUCAUCCGCCUUAACCACCGAGCUAUCCAGGAAAUACGGGGAUCUCCAACUUUGGGUUUUAAUCUGCAUAUGCAUGGGUGCAUUUAUAGUUCUUAUUCUCGGUAUAUUGUCCAUAUGGAUCAUGUUCCAACGUAAAUCAAGAAGAACACUGGGCAACUACUCCCAAUGGCAAAUUCCUAACGUCUCGAAAGAUAUUAUAGUAGAUAGAGUCGGGGACCAGAACGCACACGAUGACCCGGAAAGCUUGUACCUGGCCAUUAAUGAUAAAUCAAGUGAGAAAAAUACGGAGAAGACAAUAGUUCAUAUAUGCAGGACCAAAUCAGGGGAUGCAGACAAUAUCAGUCAGUGCAGUUCGAUUUAUCAUCACGAGAGGACUUACAGUUCUCAGUCGGGCGAGGAAGGGAGUUCAGGCAAGGCAAGAAAACAGUCCUCUAUUUCGUACGGGCUGGCCAUGGCCUCGCCUUUGAUUGGCUUGCCUGAGGUAUCUCAUCUCGGGUGGGGCCACUGGUUCACUCUUAGAGAUCUUGAAAUUGCGACUGCUCGUUUUUCGUCCGACCAUAUUAUUGGGGAAGGUGGUUAUGGUGUCGUUUAUCGGGGUAGGUUGGUCAAUGGGACUGAUGUGGCGGUUAAGAAGCUUCUUAAUAAUCUUGGUCAAGCAGAGAAAGAGUUUAGGGUUGAAGUCGAGGCUAUCGGUCAUGUUCGGCAUAAGAAUUUAGUACGGCUUCUUGGCUAUUGCAUAGAAGGAGUGCACAGGAUGUUGGUGUAUGAGUAUGUUAACAAUGGAAAUCUUGAACAGUGGCUUCAUGGGGCUAUGAGGAAACAUGGGACCCUCACAUGGGAAGCCAGAAUGAAAGUUCUACUUGGUACAGCAAAGGCGCUCGCUUAUUUGCACGAAUCUAUAGAGCCAAAAGUCGUACAUCGUGAUAUUAAAUCAAGCAACAUCUUGAUCGAUGAGGAAUUCAAUGGAAAAGUAUCCGAUUUCGGUUUGGCUAAGCUACUGGGGUCCGGAGAAAGUCACAUAGCUACAAGAGUGAUGGGAACAUUCGGUUAUGUGGCCCCAGAAUAUGCAAACACAGGAUUAUUGAACGAAAAGAGUGAUAUCUACAGUUUUGGCGUUCUACUACUGGAAGCUGUUACCGGUAGAGACCCAGUGGACUAUGGACGUCCAGCGAAUGAGGUUAAUCUUGUAGAGUGGCUCAAAAUGAUGGUGGGGAGUAGGAGAGCUGAGGAAGUUGUGGACUCAAACCUCGAAGUUAGGCCAACCAUACGUGCGCUAAAACGUGCAUUACUGAUCGCACUUAGGUGUGUCGAUCCAGAUUCGGAUAAACGGCCCAAAAUGAGUCAGGUUGUUAGAAUGCUCGAGACUGAUGAGUUUCCUUAUCGAGAGGAUCGUAGGAAUAGGAAAACCAGAACGACAAGCAUGGAAAUCGAGUCAAUGAAGGAGGCUAUGAGUGUUUCGGCCGAGACAGAAAUGGGAGUGGAGCAAUCAGAGAGCCAUACGUUCGAGACAGUAGAUAGAAACUGA
Molecule: messenger RNA, 1527 nt
Organism: Striga hermonthica
Lineage: Eukaryota; Viridiplantae; Streptophyta; Magnoliopsida; Lamiales; Orobanchaceae
Source: the annotation of a GenBank genome assembly